Messenger RNA from Rubroshorea leprosula, 4289 nucleotides. NCBI's taxonomy places the organism in Eukaryota, Viridiplantae, Streptophyta, Magnoliopsida, Malvales, Dipterocarpaceae. The record is from the annotation of a GenBank genome assembly.
AAAUUUUAGUUAUAAAAUAUAAUUCUCUUUUUUAUUAAAAUACUAAAAAUAACUUGACUAUUUCUCCUCAUAACUAACAUAAAAAUGGAGAAAGAUUGACUUACUUGUGCCUAGCAAUGGAAAUCGUGUCUAUGGUUGUGCAACCUCUUUUAUCAGCUUCUUUUGAGUGGCUGUUCCAAAAGUUGGAUAAUUUCACUUCCAGUCAAUCCCACGGAUUGCAAGAGGAGGUCAAUGCGGAGCUCCAAAAAUGGAAGUCCUUUUUACCACAUAUUUGUGAUGUGCUCAGAGAUGCAGAAGGGAAGCAAAUGACUGUCAAUUCUGUCAAGACAUGGGUUGAUGAUCUCAAGGACUUAGCUUAUGAUAUGGAAGACAUUUUGGAGGAAUUCACGACUUAUGUCUUGAGGGGUAGCUUGAUUGCAGAACUUCAACAUGCCAGCACUACUAGCAGAUGCGUCGCUGCAUGCUUCUCCUGUUUCAAACAUAGUGAUUCAAUGUUUGAUUCUGACACCAUUUCAAAAGUGAAGGCUAUUUCUAAUGGGUUGCAAACCAUGGUAGACAGAUCAAAAACAUUGGGCUUAUUGAGUUUAACUAUGCAAGCUAGAGAACAGCCCGAGAGAGUAGAUGCAUCGAGGGUACCCACUAGUUCCCUGCCAGAUUCUCAUGUUUAUGGACGAGAAACUGAUAAAGUAGCUGUUCUUCGAAAGUUACUUAAUAAUGAAAGCAGUUUCCAAGGAUAUUCUGUAAUUCCCAUUGUUGGGAUGGGAGGAAUAGGCAAGACCACUUUGGCUCAACAAGUUUACAAUGAAGUGGAGAAGGAAAGCUUUGAGCUUAAAGCUUGGGUCUGUGUUUCUGAUCAAUUUGAUGUGUUGAGUAUUACAAGAUCCAUUUUAGAGGCAGUAUCUAGAGACCAGCGUGAUUUGAAAGAUUUGAAUUUGCUUCAAGAAGAAUUGAAAAAAAUGUUAUCUGGCAAGGGGUUUCUUCUUGUUUUGGAUGACGUUUGGAACGAGGACUAUGAACAAUGGGAUACUUUGCAAAAGCCUUUCCAAUCAGGAUUAGCUGGAAGUAAAAUGGUAGUCACAACUCGUAGCGAGCGUGUUGCAGAAAUCAUGGGUGGGAAAGACAAGAUUCACCGUCUAAGAGAGUUAGACUUCAAACAAUGCUUGCCAAUAUUAACUCAACAUGCACUGGGGGAAGACAACUUUGAUGCACAUCCAAGUUUAAGAGAAGUUGGAGAAGAUAUUGUCAAGAGCUGCAAUGGAUUGCCGUUGUUUGCAAAACUGCUCGGGGGCGCCUUACGAGGUAAGCAUAGUCUUGAAGAUUGGAAAUACAUAUCAAACAAUAAGAUGUUGAAUUUACAGGAGGUUAAAUGCGGGAUUCUGCCACCCUUGAUGCUAAGCUACCAUCAUCUACCUUCUCAUUUAAAGCAAUGUUUUGCAUAUUGUGCUGUGUUUCCUAAGGACUAUGAAUUUGACAAGCAGGAGUUAGUUUUGUUAUGGAUGGCAGAGGGGCUUUUAAAACAACAACUAGGAGAGCAAAAUCAGCUGGAAGAAAUUGGUCAAAGAGAUUUCCAUGAGUUACUUUCAAGAUCUUUUUUCCAACGGUCAAGCAGUAAUAAAGUACGGUAUGUGAUGCAUGACCUCAUACAUGAUUUAGCUCAAUUUGUUGCUGGAAGAACUUGCUACAAUCUAGAGCAUAUAUUGAAGGCUAGUAAGAAAUCCAAAGUCAAUGAUGAGAAGGUUCGUCAUUUGUCAUUCUACCAAAGCCAAUAUGACAUUUCUAAGAAAUUUGAAGUUUUGAAUGAAAUGAAGACUGUGCGAACAUUCAUUAAAGUUCAUCCAUAUUUUCAGCGGAGCCAUUUAGCAAAAAUAGUAGUGCUUGAUUGGAUACCAAAAUUAAGGAAGUUUUCAAAGUUUCCUGUGAAAAUUGGGAACUUAAUUAACCUCCAUCAUCUGAACAUUAGGGGAACAGAUUCCUUGAAAGAGAUGCCAUCUGGAAUAGCUAAUCUCAAAGAUCUGUUGACACUGGGCAAAUUUAUUGUGGGGAAGGAAAAUGGAUCCCUGAAAUUAUCUGAUUUGGAGAACUUUAUGCAACUUGAAGGAGAACUAUCUAUUCUAGAUUUGCAUAACGUUUCAAAUGCUCAUGAUGCUAAAAAGGCCAGCCUGGAGAAGAUUGGUGGUCUUGAUUGGUUGCUCUUGCAAUGGACUUCUGAAUUUGGCAGUUCUAGGAAUGAAGACAAGGAAAUGGAGGUCCUUAGCUGGUUAAAACCACAUCUAAAAUUGAAAAGUCUGUCAAUUAUUAGCUAUGGUGGCAAGGAAUUCCCGUCCUGGAUUGGUUGUCCGUUAUUUUCUAAUUUAUCAUACUUGAAGCUGUGCGUGUGUAGAAGAAGCACUUCGUUACCAUCACUGGGGCAAUUACCAGCUCUCAAAGAAUUGAUUGUGGAAGGCAUGGAUGCAAUAGAAACGGUGGAUUCUAAGUUUUAUGGGCAUGGCACUUCUCAAUCUCUUGAGAAGUUGGAGUUUCGUGACAUGUUAAUGUGGGAAGAAUGGACUUCUACAACAGGAGAUGGAGUGGGAUUCUCAUGUCUUCGAGAGCUUGUGAUUGAAAAUUGUCCUAAGUUGAUAGGACAAUUACCCAGUCAGUUGUCUUGUGUCAUUAAUCUUGUGAUCAGAAGAUGCCCAGAGUUAAGAUGCCCGUCAUCAUCUAUGAGUCUUCAGUCACUACAAAAGCUGAAUAUUGAAGACUGCAAUGUGGCCCUUUUGAAUAGCAUGGCUGAUCUCACUUCUCUUACUAGCUUAGAAAUUAAGAGAAUUUCAGGACUUGUUUGCUUGCCUAAGAGUUUUAUUGAGUCCUUGAAAGCAGUUGAGAAUGUGGAGAUUGAAGACUGCCUUGAGCUUACUUGUUUAGGGGAGGAAGGUGCUGAGGCACAAAACCUUGCUUGUCUUGAGGAAAUGAAUAUUGAAGGCUGUCCUCUGCUUGUUUCAUUGACGGAGAAAGAACAGGGCCUUCUUCCUUUCAAUCUUAAACGUCUCACCCUCUCAAACUGCAAGGCUCUAGAGUCAUUAACUGAGGCGAUGACGAUGAAGGUAGAUGGAAGCAGUAGCAGCAAAAACAUGUUGAGACUUGAAUCAUUAAGCAUUUACAAUUGUGAUUCUCUCAAGUCUCUACCCACCCCCACGGUUAAACACUUGAUAAUUGAUGGAUGUGCAAAUUUUGAGUCUUUACCAAAUGGAGUAUUAUUGCAAGAUGAUGGUGACAGCAAUAGCAAUCUUGAAUCUUUGAGAAUAGAGGGACUUCCAUCUCUAAAUUCUAUUGGGACUGGUCAUCUGCCAGCUUCUCUCAAGGAAUUUAUUGUUGAAGAUUGCAAGAGCAAUCUUCGUGAUUUGAUCAUUAGAAGGUAUGCAGUUUUAGAAUUCUUCCCCGAAAUGGGCCUCUCCUUGCCCAAUCUUAGGUCUUUGAGAAUUGCAAAUUGUCCAGGGUUGGAGCGCAUUCCAGAUGGGGGCAUCAAAUCCAUUCCAGAUGGGGGUUUUCCCCCAAACUUAACAGAUCUUGAAUUAGACGGUGAGCAUCUGAAGCAGCCGGCAGUGAAACGGGGCCUCCGCAAUCUUACCUCUCUUCAAAGCUUUGACAUUUAUAAGACGUGUCCUCUUCCGGAUAUUGUGCUUCCUUCUUCUUUAAUAUCUCUGGAGAUAAGAAAUGCAAAGAAUCUGAAAUCCAUACCCAGAGGGCUCCUCCAAAACCUCAACUCUCUUCAAUCUAUAUGGAUUCGUGAGUGCCCAAAGCUACGGUCCUUGCCGAGAAAAGGCCUGCCUCCGUCGCUUGAAAUUCUCUGGAUCUCUAACUGUCCGCUUCUAAAACGACAACGCUUUGAGGAGAAAGGAGAAUAUUGGUCUCUCACCCGUACCAUCCCUUACGUUGAAAUAGAGUAUAUAGAGGUUGCAGGUCUUGGAGGUUAUCCAUUUAAUCCUAGAGUUUUACCGGGCAAUGUUGCCACUUUGGGUGUUGUUUACGUGCUAAAUGGACUUGGAGUGAAAACCAACGUGGAUCUUUAGAAACUCAUCUGCUAGAGGUUUUUAUCUGUGAGCAUUUGGGAAGGACGUCAAGUUCAAAGACCACAGCUGCCUUGAGUAGGGAAGCAAAGUCUUGUACUCUCAGUAACUUCCUACCAGGAUUCGUAGCAGUUAAAGACAAUGACCUUGGAAUUAGUCGCAUAAUUCCAAAAAAAGGAGAAAACAAAUGAACAUAUAACAUAUACCAAAAAAUGAAUGGCAGAAGAAACGUGACAUUGGUGU